AUGUCAAGCUUGGUGCUGCCUUUCAACACUGUGUUGGCAGUAUACCACUCUAAUUGCCCUUCCCCUCAAUUGACAAACUAUCCAUCGCCACUAUCGCUUCUCAACUAUAUUGCACUGGCUGCAUUCUACGUGGAACCUGAAAAUGUUGAGGAUGAAGAGGACAAUGAAACGUCAAUCAACAAGCUCAUACUCCCUAUUCAGGGGACGUUGAACGGGCAAAAAUUCACACUAAAAAUGAUAAAGAAAAAAAAGUCAGGAAAGGCAUGGCAACAUGAAUUCCUGUUCGAUCUGAAAAUGCACUCGUACGUGCCACUUAGAAAAGCGAAAGGGAGUACAGAGGAUGACGAUGAGCUUCUCAAGGAUCUCACAACAUUUAAUUUGGGUACAAGUUCUAAGCAAAGAUUGGCAAAAGAACAGGUUGAGCUUCCUUUUAUGGAAGCACAAGCAGAGCUUGGAAAAGUGGGAGGCGCGAUUGUCUACCAAUUCGAGAAGGAUGAUGAUUACGAUGAGGAGGAUCCAUACGAAGAUCCAUUUUAG
Candidozyma auris is the source of this 537-nucleotide messenger RNA. Its product is annotated as Elongator subunit IKI1. The transcript has a single exon. Gene Ontology annotation, biological process: tRNA wobble uridine modification. Gene Ontology annotation, molecular function: tRNA binding. Bases 1 to 537 code for a protein of 178 amino acids. Lineage: Eukaryota; Fungi; Ascomycota; Pichiomycetes; Serinales; Metschnikowiaceae. The record is from RefSeq and is a predicted model, not a curated record. Gene Ontology annotation, cellular component: elongator holoenzyme complex; nucleus; cytosol.